This is a messenger RNA of Jaculus jaculus (lesser Egyptian jerboa), 1344 nucleotides long. Its product is annotated as putative tripartite motif-containing protein 75. Gene Ontology annotation, molecular function: protein binding; zinc ion binding. The record is from RefSeq and is a predicted model, not a curated record. Lineage: Eukaryota; Metazoa; Chordata; Mammalia; Rodentia; Dipodidae. Bases 1 to 1344 code for a protein of 447 amino acids. The transcript has a single exon.
AUGGCCAAUGAGCUCUCCGUGGCCGAGCUCCAAGCAGAGGCCGGAUGCUCCAUCUGCCUGGACUACUUGAGUGACCCCGUGACCACUGAGUGUGGCCACAACUUCUGUUACUCCUGCAUCCGCCAGUGCUGGGAAGGUCUACAGGAAGUCUUUCCCUGUCCCACCUGCUUCUCCCAUUGCAGUGGUCAACUCAGGAUCAACACUCAGUUACGCCAGGUGGUCAGUGUUAUCCAGCAGCUGCCCGCCUCGGAGAACAACAUGAAGCAGCUGUGUGAGAAGCACGGGGAGGCCCUAGACCUCUUCUGUGAGGAGGACCUGGAGCUGUUGUGUCCCCAGUGCCGGCUCUCCUCCGACCACCAGCAUCAUGACACGCUGCCCAUCAAAGAAGCGGCCAUGCGACACAGGAGGAAGCUAAAAGGCUACGCCGAACGUCUGCGGGAGCAAAUCAAAGAGAUUGAAAUACAGUGUGAGUUGCAGGUUUUUAGAUCUAUGAAGAUCAGGUUAAAUAUGAGAAAUUGGAAGAAGGCAUUAAAAUCAGAAUUUGAAGAACUUAAGCAGUUCUUGGAUAGGGAAGAAGAUGUAAUGCAGGCCAGGCUACAUCUUGACGAGAAGGAUAUUAAAGAAAAACUAAAGGAAAACAGAAACCUCCUGUCUGCCCACGUGGCCACAAUAAGGAAUAUGGUGAGUGAUAUCAGAGAGAAGUGUUUGCAAGCAGACAUGGAUUUCCUGAGAACUGCCGGAUGUAUUAUCAAUACCUACGAAAGCAUACAAGUGCCGGAGGUUUUCUCAUACGAGUUAAGAAAGGAGAGUUGCCGUCUCCCUCCACAUUAUUGUAGCCUGCAAAAAUUGAUCAGCACGUUUCAGGUAGACGUGACAUUGGACGUUCAAAAUGUGCCCCCUGACGUUGUCAUCUCCGAAGAUCGGAAAAGUAUGAAAUUAGCAGAGGAAACCAACGCAUCCCCUGUCCUGCCUCCUUACUAUGUAACUGUCCCGGCUCGGGAGGCGUUGAGAAGUGGGAGAUACUUUUGGCAGGUGGAGGUGCGCGGCUCGGGGAAGUGGCGCGUGGGUGUGUGCUACCAGUCGGUCCGCUUGGGCGGUUUCACGGCUCCGGGCGACGGCGGCAGCUGGCAGAUCCAACAAUCCACCAACGUGCCCGGGGUAGGGGAGGUGAGCCGGGUCGGUGUGUUUCUGGAUUCUGAGCUGGGGGACGUCGCCUUUUAUAAUUUGAACAGUAGAUCCUGUCUGUGUGUUUUUACGGACACGUUUACAGAAGACCUUGUCCCUUUUUUCUCUAUCGAAUGUUCUUCAAAAUCUCUUAGCAUCAGCAUUGUCAAGGGGGAAUGA